Molecule: messenger RNA, 1405 nt
Organism: Pocillopora meandrina
Lineage: Eukaryota; Metazoa; Cnidaria; Anthozoa; Scleractinia; Pocilloporidae
Source: the annotation of a GenBank genome assembly
AUGAGCGACUCUGAGGAAGCUAGGGCACGUUCUAGUCGGAGCGAUGGAGUUUUAGAUCCUUCUGUCGCUGCUGCUAUACAGUCUGCCGUUUCUGAAUCGAUGGGUUCUUUAGCCGAUAACCUCACUAAGGUUAUUGAAUCUAAGCUUAGCGAUUUCGCGAAGCGAUUUUCCGAGGAGAACAGCUCGUCCGUUGAUCAAGCAGUCAAGAGAGCUCGGCGCGAACAAUAUACCUGCAAAAGGAAAGGAAACCAGCAGCAGUUGGAUCAUUCCCUCCAGGUGAUGGAUAAACUAGACGAAGCAUCCGACGCUCUCAAGCAGAAAUUGUACGAGAAAGUUAAAUUUGCCCUGGAGUCAGGUACUGAAUUAGUUUCCAAGCGUGUUAAAGGCAUUAAGCCAGCUGACGAGAGCGGAUGUGGAUGGGCGACUGUUAACGAAUAUUUGUCUGACGAACUCGCGUCUGACUCCGACGACGAGAAGAGAAUUUACCGGGCCGAGAGGAGAGCCGGGAGAAAAACCAAUAAAGUGUAUGGGCGGCCGUCACCACCAAAAAAUACAAGGAUGUCAAAUAGAUCAGCAAAUACAAAGCUGGUCUAAGGAUCGGCUGCAGGAUAGCAUAGCUAAUAAAGGAAUGGCGUGGCCAAAUUAUAGACGGUUUAGUUUUCCUUCAUGAAACAGAACACCCUAAACAUGGAUAGUUUAGCCAAUUGAUAAACGGUCUAGUUGCCUAUGUCGAGUUGGAACAUGAAAUUAUGAAAUGGACUAGCUCAAUUGCGAAUAGCUUAGCACUCUUUUGCAAUACAGUACACAAACGGUGUAGCGUUGAGUCAAAUGGCUCAGCGUAAUGUCGAAUUGUUCAGUGUGCACACAUACGGUGUAGCGUUGCGUGAAAUGGCUCAGCGCAAUGUCGAAUAGUACAGUGCACAUACCAAACGGUGUGGCGUUGCUUGAAAUAGCUCAGGGUAAUGUCGAAUAGCACAGCGUACGCACAAACGGUGUAGCGUUGCGUGAAAUGGCUCAGCGUAAUGUCGAAUGGUACAGCGUACAUACAAACAGUGUAGCGUUGCGUGAAAUGGCUCAGCGUAAUGUCGAGUGGUACAGCGUACACAAAAACGGUAUAUUCGCUGUGCUAUCCUGCAGCCUAUCCUUAGACCAGCUUUGUAUUUGCUGAUUUAUUUGACAUCCUUGUAUUUUUGGUGGUGACGGCGCCCAUAAUAAAGAGAAGCGUCGUCGUGUCCGUUCUGACGAGAAAGGAAGUGGUUCCUUCUCUGUAUUUCGCGCGGCUUCUUCGUCGAGAUUCUCGUCUAAGGAUUUGGCUUCUCGUUCGGAUGCUAGACCAGCUCGUCGUUUGGGGCCUUGUUUUAAGAUAAGUAGCCCAUUCUUUCUUGUUAUACCGGCUUUGUUUUUA